Pygocentrus nattereri (red-bellied piranha) is the source of this 2478-nucleotide messenger RNA. It is a transcript of the gene pex7, whose product is annotated as peroxisomal biogenesis factor 7. Gene Ontology annotation, molecular function: protein binding. The transcript has 10 exons. Bases 285 to 1244 code for a protein of 319 amino acids. Gene Ontology annotation, cellular component: peroxisomal matrix; cytosol. Gene Ontology annotation, biological process: protein import into peroxisome matrix. The record is from RefSeq and is a predicted model, not a curated record. NCBI's taxonomy places the organism in Eukaryota, Metazoa, Chordata, Actinopteri, Characiformes, Serrasalmidae.
UCAUUGUCCCGCGAAAUCAAAACAAGGAAGAGGUCCACAUACGAAGCAAAAACUAGGACUUGUGUAGAAAUCGCGUACAGGGUAAAUCUAACAGCGAUUUAAAUGGUUUUUCAGUUAUAAUGCCGUUAUCUGUGCCGUGUUACCGAGAGCUCGGGGGUUUGUUUUGCGUCUGAAAGGCGUUUGAUAGCGAGCGAAGUGCGGAAAGUCUGAUGUUUGUCUUGAUAAGUGAGUGUGGAGCAGAGUGGACCGAGGGUCAUUUCGUGGUUCACGCAGGCUGAGUCGGUAUGAAGGGGUUCAGGUGUCCAGCUCGACACGGCUACGCUGUGGAAGUCUCCCCCUUUCUCCCCGGCAGACUGGCCUGCGCUACAGCUCAGUAUUAUGGCAUAGCAGGAUGUGGAACGCUGCUUGUGCUGGAACAGAGGGAAGCUGAUAUUCUACUCUUAAGAAGCUUUGACUGGAAUGAUGGACUCUUCGAUGUGACGUGGAGUGAGAGCAAUGAACAUGUGCUGGUGACAGGAGGAGGAGAUGGGUCACUGCAGAUUUGGGACACAGCUAAUCCAAAAGGUCCAAUCCAAGUCCUGAAGGAGCACACGCAGGAGGUCUAUGCAGUGGAUUGGAGCCAGACUCGGGGGGAGAACCUGGUGGUCUCUGGGUCCUGGGAUCAUACAGCCAAAGUGUGGGAUCUGGAACGCUGUCAGUCCGUGUGUACACUGCAGGGCCAUGAGGGUGUUCUCUACAGCACGAUCUGGUCUCCCCACACACCAUCCUGUUUAGCCUCUGCUUCAGGAGACGGGACGCUUCGUGUUUGGGAUGUGAAAACAGGGUUAUGUCGACUGGCCAUCCCUGCACACAAGGCCGAGAUCCUCAGCUGUGACUGGUGUAAAUAUGACCAGAAUAUUUUGGUGACUGGAGCUGUUGAUUGCAGUCUGUGUGUGUGGGACUUGCGGAGUGUGCGCCAGCCUUUGGCUCAAAUGUUGAGCCACACUUACGCUAUUCGGAGAGUGAAGUUCUCCCCGUUUUACAAGACAGUGCUAGCAUCCUGCUCAUACGACUUCACAGUCAGGUUCUGGGAUUACUCCAGGAGUCCGAUGCUGUUGGACACAUUGGAGCACCACUCAGAGUUUGUGUGUGGCCUGGAUUUCAACCUGCAUGUCCCCAACCAGGUGGUGGACUGUUCUUGGGAUGAGACGAUAAAAAUCUACACCCCUCCGUGCUUGGCCGCUCUGCAAGAACUUGCUUCUUAGAAAGUCCCUGCAGUGGAGGAGGAGGUUUUGUUUCAGUGGUGUUGUUUUUUCUCACUCAUAUUCUGACUAAUCCCAUGUCCUGCGCUGGGAUUGGUAGUUUAUAUUUACAAGCUGGAGCUACCGGCACACCGUAGGGCAGGAUAUGCAAGUUUUCCAAGAAUUCACUACUGUCUUUUUAGUGGCAUCUUUAAAAGGAUUAAAACCUCUGGAGCAUAAUGUAAAACAGGCCUGUCCCAGCAGUCAUUGGGUGGAAGGCAGGAAACACCCUGGACAAGUUGCCAGUCCAUCGCAGGACAGCCUGUAAAACAUUAACCUAAAAAUUACAAGCAUUCAUACAUUUAAAUGCUAAUAAUAAUAAUUUUAUGUUAUGUUUAUUAUGCAAUAAUACGUUAAUGCUAUGUUGUGAGCUGGAUAAAAGAAGUUCGGUUGCUCUUCUCCUCAGUGCAGACAUUUGUACAGUACUGCAGAUGUCCAGGAGCAAGGUUGCUCAUCCCAAGCUCAUCCCAAGAGUCAUCAUGGAGUGCCAAAUGUAAAAUUUUCAAACUGUAAAAGCAGUAAAGGUUAUCUUCAUAUUAUCUCCAUGUCCCUAUAUUUUAUUUUUAUCUGAGGUCUAUAACAUUUGUGUGGUUUCAUUUAUCAAACGUGGUCAUAAUUCUUUUUAGGACCAUUUUUCAGCCUCUCUUCAUCCUUUAGAAUCAAUCAGGUUGUUUUUGCUUUUGUGCCUUUAAGACUGGCUCUGUUCUGAUUGCCUGUCCUGUAUUACACCUCGAGCUGAAAUAUCUCUUAUAACCUCAUUGCUAAACUGCUGUAGGCUGGAUAUGUGGAUAUACAGAAAUCAUUUUUUCCAGACAUCACUAAAACAGUGAUUUCAGCAACAGUUUCCCUGAUGUUGCUUCUUCAAGAAAACAGCUGUUUGUGUUCAUCAUAGUGUGUGGAAUGAAAACUGAGGGCCUUCCUGAUAAAUGCUAAAUGUACUGUCCUUUUGGGGGACAGGGGUUAUUUCUCGCUUAGCCAAAUAAACUCAAGCCUGUCCAAAAGAGGAGGUGAAGGACAUUUCUAUUGGCCCUAUUUGGAGAGACAUUAUUUGCAUUAGACAGUCAGUUUUGAUAAGUCUGAACAGUUAAAAAGUGGCGAUGCCACUUUUAAAGAACACUAUCUAAAACGAUGAAUAUGGAGCCUUUUAACAUUCCAUGUACUGUACUGCACUAAAUCCAAUAAACAGGCCUAAUUUGUA